AUGCACACAGGAGGGAAUGACAGUGACACCCAAGUCGGCGAGCCCCAGGCGGCCAUCAACGAGUUCUGGGACGGCUUUAUUACGAAAAAACCUGCCAAAGUUACUAAGACUGCAGCUGCAGAGUGUUGCACUUAUGUUGAACGCAUCGUUAAAGAAUGCCACUGCACAAACGAAAAGUUUACCGAUCCAAAAUUCAACAGUAGCCACCUUAGGGACAAAAGUUGCCUUGAAAGCCUUAUGUACAGGCACGAGGAUGAGGAUGCAACUGACGCUCAGUCUACGACUACUGCAUCCGGCAGGACCACGAGUAGUUCAAACGGUCUAAGAUUAGUCCAUCGCGUCGACUGGAUCUUUGAAAACCCGCAAUUUGUCCUCAAUGGCUUCUCUAGCUCUGACCUUAAAUAG
This is a messenger RNA of Bipolaris maydis ATCC 48331, 405 nucleotides long. RefSeq lists its product as uncharacterized. NCBI's taxonomy places the organism in Eukaryota, Fungi, Ascomycota, Dothideomycetes, Pleosporales, Pleosporaceae. The record is from RefSeq and is a predicted model, not a curated record.